This is a messenger RNA of Neocloeon triangulifer, 1775 nucleotides long. RefSeq names its product DENN domain-containing protein 10-like. The coding region runs from base 387 to 1430 and encodes 347 amino acids. Gene Ontology annotation, cellular component: late endosome. The record is from RefSeq and is a predicted model, not a curated record. The transcript is spliced from 9 exons. NCBI's taxonomy places the organism in Eukaryota, Metazoa, Arthropoda, Insecta, Ephemeroptera, Baetidae. Gene Ontology annotation, molecular function: guanyl-nucleotide exchange factor activity; small GTPase binding. Gene Ontology annotation, biological process: protein transport; regulation of early endosome to late endosome transport.
GUUUUUGCACUCGGCGGACGCAAAAGGACGCAGGGCGCCAAACAGAUUUUAAUGUCAAUAAUAUUUCCGCGUCUAGUCUCCCACCUGCAAAAUUAAAAAUUAAAGCACUUAGAAUUCAUCCAGCUAAACUCGCAACUAACAUAAACGAUUUCAAAUCGCUGCAAACCUUUACUUGAUCGGAAAGAAGUCGAGUGCGGCUGCGGCGAUCGAUGUUAAAUAAGGGGGCGUGGCCAUAGGGGGCGCGGCAAAGUGGGCUCAACAAAAAAUUAUUUUGAAUUUUUUAAUUCUUAAUAAAUUGUUUAUGUCUCGUGACUUUUGUGGUCUGAAAAGCUGUAUUUGAAUUCCGGAAAUAUUGAGCUUUGAUUUUCCCUCUUUUUGUGAUCAUCAUGGUGUCUGGUGAACGCUGUGGCUAUAAUAUUAUUGAGAAGGACUGCAACGGGGACGUUUUAUGUACAUGGACGUACCCUUCCUCCACAAAUCAGCAGCGUGAACUGGCCUUGAGGAAAUGCAGAUUUGAAGGACCGGACACAAUAUUUUUGUAUGGACGAUGUGGAACUUUGUGGUACUACAUUUUCACAAACGAAUCACCAGACAUAGCCAAACUACCCAAAGUUCGGCAAUUUGCGAUUUGCGUAUGGUCUUCUGAAUUCAAUCCAGAAAUGUAUGAAGCACUUUCAAAAGUUAUGGCUAAUAAAUACAACAGAACUGGCAAUAAUGUUCUUGUUCUGGAGCUUUAUCUUGCCGCCACAACCAUCGGAGAAAUACAAGACUCUGAUUUUUCAUUCUCAAGCAAAGAUUUCCCUCAGUCCAUGAUAAGUCAGGGGUCUACAAACAUUAAAGAAAUAAUCUCAAAUUUUGGCCUCGAGACGAUUUUAAUCUACACAGCCGUUCUGCUGAAGAAAAGAAUUAUUGUCUAUCAUCAUGACAUGGCCACACUUCUCAAAACUGUCAGAUCACUGCCAGCUUUAGUGAGCCAUCGCGGUCUCUAUAGCAACAUUUUUCCUUGCGUUGAUCUUCAGAAAGAUGAAAUUUUCAGUCUGAAGAGCUGUGCUAAUUUUGUAGCCGGAUGCAGAGAUGCCAACGUUGCUUCGUCUGAUUUAUUUGAUGUUUUCGUUCAUCUUCCAGCAACAGAAAUUUCAAUCGCUCCCAGUGCUCGGGAGAGUAUGUCCAUGACCAGGGCCCACAAAGAAAUUGCCUUUUACCUCGUCCAGCUUUCUCAAAAUGAAAAUUUGAGCGAGCGCCAAGUUGUGACUGCAAUUUCCACCAAAACCAAUGAUCUUCUUGAGCAACUGAGAACACUCGCAACAACUAAAACAUCUGACGGAAAGUCCAUGGUUACACUAGAUUCUUUAAGAGCAAAGAAUUUGCCUCACGGGAUGGAAAACUUCUUGUUCAACUUGGCCAUUGCUGAGGACAUUAUGAUGGUUUAAAUUUCAAACAAAUUUGUUUAAUCUCAUACUUUCAAUUUUAAAUAUUUGUGAUUCUUAUAAGUAGUUAAGUUUCAAUUUAUUUUUUUAAAUUAUAUAGAUUUGUUAAUAAUGAUCCGUCGGCUAUUAUAGAUGUAUUAUUUUCCUAGGAAAGUAAUUUACGUAAAUGACUUAAUGUUGUAAUGUGCAUUCCAUUCCAUUCAACUUAAAUUUUCUUAUAAAUUUUUAUCGCAGUUUUGAUAAUUAAAGGAACCAAAGUAUAGAAAAUUUUGGUAAAUAAGUCAAAACUUAUGUAAAUAUUACAUAAUUUAAUGUAUUCAAUUUAUUAUAAACUUGUUGGUAUUUCUG